GGAGAACCGGAAACAACUGGAAUACAGUGCAAAUCUCAGAUAAAAUGACAACUAUCAAAUAGCAGAAUAAAAACUCCACACAAAACCAAUGUAUGAUGCCCAUGAAUAGUCCCAAAGACAACCAUUCCCACAACACCUCUUCAUCAACCAUUUUAAUCAUAAAACAAAUCUUGUCAAAGCAAACAGCUCAUAACAUCACAGAAGAUCUCAUCAACAAAGUUCUGUACUUUGUUGACAACUCCAUCAACAUGUCCUCCAGCAUCACGUCGUCUGAUUAUGAAAUUUCCACCACGAUGUCGUCAUUAUCACCGAAAAAUGACAGUAGUGACAGUGUGAGUGAAUCGUGGUUUUGUGGAAGUACUCUCCAAUCGUGGGCCACAGUGUACGCUAAAGUGUAUCACUGUCAUUGCGCUAUUGCAGUGUGUCUGUUUGGAAUUAUCACAAACUCCUUCAAUAUCAUAGUGUUGACAAGGAAAGAUAUGGCGUCUGCUCCGAUUAACAGGAUUUUAACUGCUCUGGCAUGGGCAGACAUGCUUCUCAUGAUGGAGUACAUCCCGUUUGUGUACUACUACAAUGUGCUAACUGAAGAGAACAAGGAAUUUCCGUUUUAUGGAGCCGUUUUUAUUAUGAUACAUAACCAUUUCUCUCAGAUAAUGCACACUACCUCCAUAUGUUUGACUUUGGCGUUGGCAAUUUGGAGAUAUCUAGCUAUUGGACACAUGGAGAAGAACCACAUCCUCUGCUCACACAAGCGCUGCACCCGCGCAAUCAUAGCCUGCUUCAUUCUGCCUGUAUUCCUCUGCCUGCCCCAAUAUCCAACCCUACAAAUAAAAAGCAUCGUCAUCACAGAAGACGGCAUAGACUACACCCUAUACCACGUCCAACUGAGCGACUUAGUAGCCCCGGCCAAGAACAUUACCGACGCAAACCAGGACCAAACGCUUCUGAAAGUAAAUUUCUGGUAUUUCGCAAUCUUUCUAAAACUUCUCCCUUGUCUCAUCCUGAUCGUUAUAAGUUUGUGGCUGAUAAGAGCUGUGAUUAAAGCCAAAAAAGGCAGGCAAGUCCUGAAAAGCCAAGAUAACAAUUUCCUAAUAACGCCUCAAAGAGAUCAUGGAAAGAAAUCGACUAAGUAUGAAAGACGGGCUGAUAGAACAACAAAAAUGCUCGUGGCAAUCCUAGUUCUUUUCUCGUUAGUUGAGAUGCCACAAGGAUUGUUUGCCCUGGUCAUAGGGCUGAAGGGCAAAGGGUUGUUCAUGAAUUGUUACCAGCACUACGGUGAAAUCAUGGAUAUUAUGGCUUUGAUGAGUGGGUCAAUUAAUUUUCUACUGUACUGCUGUAUGAACAGGAUGUUCAGGAUAACGUUUGGGCAGUUGUUCAGGAAUAAAAUUUUGAGUAGAUGGGUACAGCCGGGAGUUUCAGAUACACCAACUGUAUUGGUGGACGGACAUAAGGCAACCACAACGACCAUCGUGUAGAAACAACCAAAAUAAACAUGGACACAAUAAUAUUGUAAAUAUGUACAUAUGCUGUAUUAUAUUAAAAUGUAUAUUUGUAUUUUAUUAAAUUCCCUGUUUACAUUGUAUCCUAUUGUUUUCUUUAUACCAAAAUUAAUAUAAUAAGCAAAUAUUGUAAGCAUGUUUGUAGUUAUAAUAUAAAAUAAUUUCAAAUAAAAUAAUGAAAAUAUGUUAUUCAUAUACAUACAUGUCAAUUUGUUCAGAGAAAGG
Messenger RNA from Sitophilus oryzae (rice weevil), 1724 nucleotides. Its product is annotated as FMRFamide receptor-like. Gene Ontology annotation, biological process: G protein-coupled receptor signaling pathway. The record is from RefSeq and is a predicted model, not a curated record. Lineage: Eukaryota; Metazoa; Arthropoda; Insecta; Coleoptera; Curculionidae. Gene Ontology annotation, cellular component: membrane. The transcript is spliced from 4 exons. Bases 93 to 1475 code for a protein of 460 amino acids. Gene Ontology annotation, molecular function: G protein-coupled peptide receptor activity.